Molecule: messenger RNA, 1264 nt
Organism: Rhinopithecus roxellana (golden snub-nosed monkey)
Lineage: Eukaryota; Metazoa; Chordata; Mammalia; Primates; Cercopithecidae
Gene: SNCA
Product: synuclein alpha
Exons: 6
Coding region: 267-689 (140 amino acids)
Biological process (GO): regulation of dopamine secretion; synaptic vesicle endocytosis; chemical synaptic transmission
Cellular component (GO): cytoplasm; axon terminus; neuronal cell body
Molecular function (GO): cuprous ion binding
Source: RefSeq, a predicted model, not a curated record
GGAGAAGGAGAAGGAGGAGAACCAGGAGGAGGAGGUCGGCGACGACCAGAAGGGGCCCGAGAGAGGGGGCGAGCGACCGAGAGCCGCGACGCGGGAGUGAGGUGCGUGCGGGCUGCAGGGCAGACCCCGGCCCGGCCCCUCCGAGAGCGUCCUGAGCGCUCCCUCACGCCUUCCCUUCAAACCUUCUGCCUUUUUCUCCAUCCUCGUGAGCGGAGAACUGGGAGUGGCCAUUCGACGACAGUGUGGUGUAAAGGAAUUCAUUAGCCAUGGAUGUAUUCAUGAAAGGACUUUCAAAGGCCAAGGAGGGAGUUGUGGCUGCUGCUGAGAAAACCAAACAGGGUGUGGCAGAAGCAGCAGGAAAGACAAAAGAGGGUGUUCUCUAUGUAGGCUCCAAAACCAAGGAGGGAGUGGUGCAUGGUGUGGCAACAGUGGCUGAGAAGACCAAAGAGCAAGUGACAAAUGUUGGAGGAGCGGUGGUGACGGGUGUGACAGCAGUAGCCCAGAAGACAGUGGAGGGAGCAGGGAGCAUUGCAGCAGCCACUGGCUUCGUCAAAAAGGACCAGUUGGGCAAGAAUGAAGAAGGAGCCCCACAGGAAGGAAUUCUACAAGAUAUGCCUGUGGAUCCUGACAAUGAGGCUUAUGAAAUGCCUUCUGAGGAAGGGUAUCAAGACUAUGAACCUGAAGCCUAAGAAAUACCUUUGCUCCCAGUUUCUUGAGAUCUGCUGACAGACGUUCCAUCUUGUACAAGUGCUCAGUUCCAAUGUGCCCAGUCAUGACAUUUCCCAAAGUUUUUACAGUGUAUUUUGAAGUCUUCCAUCAGCAGUGAUUGAAGUAUCUGUACCUGCCCCCACUCAGCAUUUCGGUGCUUCCCUUUCACUGAAGUGAAUACAUGGUAGCAGGGUCUUUGUGUGCUGUGGAUUUUGUGGCUUCAAUCUAUGAUGUUAAAACAAAUUAAAAACACCUAAGUGACUACCACUUAUUUCUAAAUCCUCACUAUUUUUUUGUUGCUGUUGUUCAGAAGUUGUUAGUGAUUUGCUAUCGUAUAUUAUAGGAUUUUUAGGUGUCUUUUAAUGAUACUGUCUAAGAAUAAUGAUGUAUUGUGAAAUGUGUUAAUAUAUAUAAUACUUAAAUAUAUGUGAGCAUGAAACUAUGCACCUAUAAAUACUAACUAAGAAAUUUUACCGUUUUGUGAUGUGUUUUAUUAACUUGUAUUUGUAUAUAAAUGGUGAGAAUUAAAAUAAAAUGUCGUCUCAUUGCAAAAAAA